AUGACAGAUGAGCAAAUAAAGAAUAGAUGCAACUUCCUAAAUUUUGUCGGAAAUAUUAGGUGCUUGCGCUGUGAUGAUUUAUCUCAAGAAAGACUAAAGCAACUAAGGGAGCAUGAGGAGCAUCUUCCAUUACAGAAAGGAGACUGGAAAUAUGGUAACUGCUUUGAGUUUCUAAAGAUGCUACUUCUUAAAUCUUGCAAAGAACAAAAGAUGUCUACGAUGCAAAGAGAAGCCUUCAAAGCGAGAGUUCAAUCCCGGAGAAUGGGAAUGCGAAUCGUGCAACGAUAUCAAUUUCAGAAAAAACAUGGUUUGCUUGAAAUGCGUCCCCUCAUUCUACAAAGGAAAAAGGAGUUAAUAGUGGUUGUAGCAGCUUUAAGGAAUCGCGCUUCUGGAAUUAUAGAUUUUCCUAUUAUUGGAGGUAAAAGCAGUUUGUCUCAAGACGCAAGAAAGAGAGAAAAAUGGAAGGUAGAGAUGUUAGAAAGAAUCAAAAGUGCUGAAAGAAGAAGUCAAAAAAAUGAUGAAUCUGGUGAUGCCAACAUUAAAAAAGGAUUGAAUUAUCAUCAAGCUUGUGAUGAUGUAGAGAGAGCUGCGUAG
This is a messenger RNA of Tripterygium wilfordii, 594 nucleotides long. RefSeq lists its product as uncharacterized. Lineage: Eukaryota; Viridiplantae; Streptophyta; Magnoliopsida; Celastrales; Celastraceae. Bases 1 to 594 code for a protein of 197 amino acids. The record is from RefSeq and is a predicted model, not a curated record. The transcript has 4 exons.